AUGGCCUCGAGCUCGGCAUCGCUGCCUACGUCUACCUAUAGCUCAUUCCAGAGGUGGGACCAGACAAAGGAGAUUGAGGCUCUGGUCAAGCUACCCACGUACGGCUCCAGCACGGCCGACCCCAGUCUCAACUGCCACGUCGCUGUGCCAGAGGCGAAGCAGGCUAGGCCAGGGAGAGGUUGCGACGAUGCUCGGCCUUGGCCGCUCCUGUCUCCGGCGUGCUCCAAAUUCCUCGGCGGUAGCCAGACCAACAUCGGUGGCCGGAUUCGUCUCAAUCGGGAAGAUUAG
Messenger RNA from Trichosporon asahii var. asahii CBS 2479, 288 nucleotides. RefSeq lists its product as uncharacterized. Lineage: Eukaryota; Fungi; Basidiomycota; Tremellomycetes; Trichosporonales; Trichosporonaceae. The record is from RefSeq and is a predicted model, not a curated record. The coding region runs from base 1 to 288 and encodes 95 amino acids. The transcript has a single exon.